AUGGCGACGUUCGUGUCGUCGCGCUGCGCACCCCGGCGUGCGGGCCCGCUCUGCGCGAUGGAGAAGCCCCCGCCCCCCGUUAAGACGUCUUCUCCGCCCACGACUCGCCCCAAGCCUCCGAAACCCGGCCCGAACCAGCUCAUGCCAAAGGGUCGCAACGUCGCCGAGAGGAUGUUCUCGGCGGGCGGGAUCUCGCAGAUGCGGCUGUACGAUGGGGACCAGGCGCGUCUGGUCGCGGCGGUGGCGAGGCACCUCCAGGCGCUUCGCGAGAUCCCGGAUUUCCUUCCGUACCUUCACGUCGACGUCGACGCCGUCCGCGAGGGACCCAGCACGGUGUGCGACGGCCUCGGCGUGUUCGCCACGAGGGACCUGAAACCUCACGAGAUCGUCACGCUCUACCCAGCCACGAACGAGGUGUCGCUGCGGGCGGCGCGGGACGACGACCGCGCGCCGGCGUCCGUCUGGCGAUCCGAGACGUACGCCGAACCCAAACCCGACUACGCCAUGUUCAACGGCAGUACCACGUGGGCGAACGCCGUCCUUCGCCUCGAAGCGGACCCGACGCUGCCCAUCCUGCCCGGGUUCCUCGGCCACCUCGUCAACGACGCGUGCGCGCCUCCCUCCGACGCCGACGACAUCGAACACGCGCGGCGGUACCUCGUGAAGACGACGAACGAAACCAACUGUCACGCGGUGCCGUUCCCGUCCGGGGUGGUGGCCAUCGCGACGAGCAAGGAGGUGAGGGCGGGGGAGGAGCUCUUGAUGACGUAUUCCUUCGCGUUUGACGGGGAGUUUAUGUCUGGGGUGCUCAAAGACCCGGCGAAAAGGAAGCAGAUGCUCACGAACGCCUUCGCGACGGAGAUGAAGGUGGCGAGCGGAACUCCUGGUGGACGUGGCGGAUGA
This is a messenger RNA of Micromonas commoda, 903 nucleotides long. RefSeq lists its product with no specific name. Lineage: Eukaryota; Viridiplantae; Chlorophyta; Mamiellophyceae; Mamiellales; Mamiellaceae. The record is from RefSeq and is a predicted model, not a curated record. Gene Ontology annotation, molecular function: protein binding. The transcript has 2 exons. The coding region runs from base 1 to 903 and encodes 300 amino acids.